AUGCAGGGGAGUGCGGUGGAGCUGGGUGUGGGUGCCCGGGAGAAAGUAGUCCGCGAUCGAGUUUCCUCCUCCUCCGGUUAUCCUAAGGAUCAGGUCCUGGAUAGUGCUAUUUCACAAAGAGAAGGGCAAGGAAUAGGAAUAGGGGAUUGCUGUCCCAAGUCUGAAGCUAAAUACGCCCACUUUCCCCCUAGACAGGAGAGAAACGCCAUCGUUGUGAAAGACGGGGUCAGACCCCGCAGCCACUCACAAAUCAGCUUCUUCAUAUCCUGUACAUCGCCGAGUCAUCCCUACCAAAUGGGGUCCUCCACGGCUCCAGGACCAUCUCCGUCUUCCUCCUUCCAACUUUGGCCGUCGUCUUCAAGUUGA
Molecule: messenger RNA, 366 nt
Organism: Nezara viridula (southern green stink bug)
Lineage: Eukaryota; Metazoa; Arthropoda; Insecta; Hemiptera; Pentatomidae
Source: the annotation of a GenBank genome assembly